This is a messenger RNA of Mitosporidium daphniae, 879 nucleotides long. RefSeq lists its product as uncharacterized. Bases 1 to 879 code for a protein of 292 amino acids. Lineage: Eukaryota; Fungi; Microsporidia. The record is from RefSeq and is a predicted model, not a curated record. The transcript has a single exon.
AUGGUCACAAAUAAAAGUUACGCAGCUAACCGUGAACAGAGCAAAUGUAAGAGAUUGAAGAAAAACAAGAAAAAACGGAAGCUCUCAACCUUCAUCAAAGAACUAUCCAUUUGUUCGUCUGAAAAACAAGUAAAAGUGCCUUCUGUUGAGGUUUCUGCUCCAACCCUUUCGGAAGAAGAAUCAAUUUUGUCUGGGGCUCCAUCAUAUGCAUCUGGAGAAGAAUUUGUAGGUCCAAAUGUACGAAAAGCAUCGAAAAUGAUUGAAAAUAUAUGUAUAGAUGCGGAUACUUCUGCCGACAAUGUAGAGAAAAAAUCACUGCUUUCCAUAUCCAAAUCCGAGCUUGAAUCAAGAACGAAAAACAAUACCGAAAUGAACUCCGAAUACUAUUCUGACAUUCAACUGGUCCUAAAGCCGGUUUUUCUAAAUCAGCCUCGGCCUCCAAGCCCAAUCAUCGGACCUUGUUCGUUUGUAGCCCAAAUGAUGCCAGACAAAUCUGCAGCAUCGCCUACAAAUUGUAUUGAGGAGAAAGCGGAAAGAAACCCGAGCCUAAUUAAAUGGCAUAAAAAUCUUGUCUCCUUUGAACCGGCGUCAAGGCUAGCGACUCAAAGAUCUGCGCUUAAACCCAGAAAAGAAAACAGCCCCUCUUCAAGUGAUAACCCUGGAGCAGAAAGCCAGAGCGCAAAGACAGUCACAAUCAAGGAGUUUGUUUAUUCGGACGACAACCCGAUUUCCAUUAACAUUCUACUAUCUAGCCAAGCAACCUCGAAAUAUUCAAGCCUCGCUGUGGAUGAAUUUUUGGCAGAAAUUUCGGCCUCCAGCGAUUUCAAGCUUAGCGCGUCAACUAGAAGGAGGUUACAGAUCACUCGGAAGGGGAAAUAA